This is a messenger RNA of Odontomachus brunneus, 2877 nucleotides long. RefSeq names its product pyrokinin-1 receptor-like. The transcript is spliced from 3 exons. Gene Ontology annotation, molecular function: neuromedin U receptor activity. Gene Ontology annotation, biological process: neuropeptide signaling pathway. The coding region runs from base 526 to 2061 and encodes 511 amino acids. Lineage: Eukaryota; Metazoa; Arthropoda; Insecta; Hymenoptera; Formicidae. The record is from RefSeq and is a predicted model, not a curated record. Gene Ontology annotation, cellular component: plasma membrane.
CAGCGUUGAACCUGCUGGAUGGCGUCAGGCGGUUCAGUCGCGAUUCGACCGGCGCCGGUGACGGUUCGUCAUCACGAGAGACUGUUGGCUUUUCGUGAAGGAAAGAAAGAAAGAAGGAAGGAAGGAAGGAAGGAAGGAAGGAAGGAAGGAAGGAAGGAAGGAAGGAAGGAAGGUAGGAAGGAGGAAGCCGUAGCGCGUGUGAAACACAUCAGUAUCAUCGUGUCGUAUCCUCAGCGUCGCGCGCAACGCCGAGUGAGACACUCACGUGCUCUCGUUCAAUUAUCAGUGUCGCACAUGGGAUACCCGAGAACGAGAGACAUUCCGUAGACGUGAGAAUUCAGACAGAAGGUGACUCGGUGCGUUCGUAAAGAGCUAAGAACGAUUUCAAUUACUGGAAGAGACUCGAGAAAAACUAGUCUCGUCAAGGCGAGAAAGAGGGCUUCGAGGGAGAAGAGGAACAGUCAGGAUGACUAAGAGGUCUCUCCUUUAGAUUAGAGCGAAUAAGUGUAAUGAGUGGAUCGCGCGAUGGCCUCUCCUUGCCUCAACGACACUUACUCAGAAUCUGCCGUGGAGCAUCUGCCUUCCGGUCUUCCGUAUCGAGAUUCUCUGUACAUAGUAAUACCGGUCACCGUCAUCUACGCGUCGAUCUUUCUCACCGGUAUCAUCGGCAACAUCAGCACGUGCAUCGUGAUCGCACGCAACAAGUCCAUGCACACCGCCACCAACUACUAUCUCUUCAGUCUGGCCGUAUCGGACCUGUUGCUACUGGUAUCAGGCCUGCCGGCGGAGAUAUACCUGGUCUGGUGCAAAUAUCCGUACAUUUUUGGCGAGGGCUUCUGCGUCCUACGCGGCCUCGCCGCAGAAACGUCGGUUAACGCGUCGGUACUCACCAUCGCCGCCUUCACCGUCGAGAGAUACGUGGCAAUCUGCCAUCCGUUCCUCUCGCAGACUCUGUCGAAAUUGUCGCGCGCGAUCAAGCUGAUCCUCGUGAUCUGGCUGGUAGCCUUGUCCUUUGCGCUACCGCAGGCUCUGCAGUUCGGCGUGAUGCAACACAGCGGCUACUCCGACAUGGUUAUGUGCACGGUCAAGAGAAUCAUCAUCAGCCAUUCGUUUGAGCUCUCCACGUUUCUGUUUUUCGUCAUGCCGAUGUGCCUGAUUACGGUACUCUACGCGCUCAUCGGCCUCAAGCUCAGAAAGUCGAACAUAAUGAAGAAUGUGUCUGGUAGAGUCGAGUCGACGAGAAAUUGCAGACACCAUCCCGGUAGAUCGUCGAGAAGGGUGCUGAAGAUGUUGGUCGCGGUCGUUAUAGCGUUCUUUAUCUGUUGGGCGCCGUUUCACGUGCAACGAUUGGUCGCGAUAUACGGGACCAAUACGGAGGAUCACCUGACGUCGAACGGUCCGUGGAUGGAAUUCCUUUACCUCCUGAUGACCUAUGUGUCGGGUAUUCUCUAUUACGUGUCCACAACGAUCAAUCCGAUUCUUUACAACAUCAUGUCGAACAAAUUUCGUAUGGCGUUCAUGGAAACAUUGUCCGGAAGCUGCAACUUCCCCGGAUUGCCAACGCGUCACGAGCAACGAUCCUACUCCAGUCUGUCCCGAUCCCAGCAACGCACAAUCGGCGCUUACAAUUCGAGGACAGCGGAAAUCAGCCGGGGAUCCGGCAUGAUGGUGGACAGUAUGGACGGUUCAGGGAAUUCCGGCCAUGAGGCCGCGAGCCAGAAGCAAGCUGAAAAAGAUGAGCAGCUAGAGUCCGGCGCUCCUAGCAACGGACAUCGUAAGCUACAGGAGAUUGGCGGUAAGGGUCGAUCGAUCCGCAGGAAUCAGGACUCCGUUGCUCCGAAGCCGACAACGAGCGCAAGGUACAAGACCGCCGCGUCCAAUACCGACAGUUCCAACAAGAAAUGGUGGAGGCUACUCAAAUGGCUGCCGGGACUAAAAGUACUCCAGUUCCCCGGCAGGCUAGCGAUAGCCGAAGAUCGUGCGCUCGACCAGUCCGCCAGUCGUCGUGAGGAACUGCCCAUGACGAUGUGGAACAUGUGCGACGAUCACCGACCCGUAUGAGACGCGGCCGUGUGAGAUCUUGGAGAAGACCCGCGUCUUCUGUCGACGAUAAGACUAACGAUUGUCGCCUGAUUGAAGACCUACGAACAUCACAUGACUGACGAACGUAGUUUGAAGGAGUCUUGGAGAGUCAAAGGGACUGGGGGUGGAUUCCGACGUCUGCCGACACGACGAUGUCGGUGAUUGUUGAAAGUUUGAGACUGGAUAUCUAAGAGAAGGGACACAGAAAGAGAAAGAGCAAUGUGUACCAUGUAUAUACCGCUAAGGGAUAUAUCCGUCGAAGAGAAGAAGAAAUCUCAAAGAAGACUGAAUAACAGGCGAUAAUUCGACUCGCGAGGCUCGUAGAGAAAUUAAUAUUAGAGGAAUUUUCAGCAUGUCCAAGAAACAGAAGAAACGAGAAUCUGUCAAAUCGAUCCGCUGUCGGUUAGACCAGAGCGAAUACUCGAAGUUUCUCACUGAUGACUGCCGUGCGCUUCAAAUGCACUAGGCGAAAUCGAUCAAACUCGAAAGAGAACGGAACGUCGAAAGAUCAAACGCAUGUCAGAAAUAGUCUAACGACUUUACAAAUUGAACAGUAUAUCACGAUUUGUCUCAUAAAGCAUCCCGCAAUACAGUUUCCUCGAAUAUACACUCAUUGAUCACUGAGAGAGAUUUUCUUUUAUAUUUCCUAUUCGAUUCGUACUAAAUAACAUAAACAUUUCGCGCGAGUCAUCCUUUUACGAGUUUUUAUAUUCCUAAUAUUAAAGAACUCAGUCUUUAAGAGUAUCUAAAGAAUAUAUAUAUAUAUAUAUAUAUAUAUAUAUAUAUAUAUAUAUA